Sardina pilchardus (European sardine) is the source of this 2873-nucleotide messenger RNA. RefSeq names its product transcription factor 25 (basic helix-loop-helix) (gene tcf25). The transcript is spliced from 18 exons. Gene Ontology annotation, molecular function: protein binding. The coding region runs from base 89 to 2137 and encodes 682 amino acids. The record is from RefSeq and is a predicted model, not a curated record. NCBI's taxonomy places the organism in Eukaryota, Metazoa, Chordata, Actinopteri, Clupeiformes, Clupeidae. Gene Ontology annotation, cellular component: RQC complex.
GGUUUGUCUUACUGUCGUGGCCAAGCUUGCUGCCAUAGCUCCAUGUCAGCUACUGAGUCCCAGCUGUGUGGACAGCUAUCACCACACCAUGUCGACUCGUGCUUUGCGGAGACUCAAAGGCAAACAGAGGGGACAGGAGGAACUGAGCAUCGAAGAUCUUAAAUUGAACGAAGCACAAACAGCAGAAUUGCCAGAGGAGGAGGAGGAGGAGGAGGAGGAGAAUGAGCAGUGUGAAGCUGUCUUGCAGCCUGCUAAGAAGAACAACCGGAAAGCUAAGAAAAACAAAGCCCAGAAAAACAUCAGUAAUAUUUAUGAACUGAUAGGCGAUGCUGACAACGAGGUGGAGAAAGGUCUGACUGAUGAGGACAGUGGGGUCAAACAACAAGUAGAACCCGAAGUGUCUAAAAAUGAAACAGAUGAGAGAGAUAAACAACUCACAGAAAACAACGAUGGUGAGGUGACCAAAAAGAAAAAGAAGAAAAAGAAAAAGAAGAAAGCCCCGACUGCAGAGCCUCAGGAGGAUGGAGCCGGAGAUGAUAUCGAUGCAAUCCUGGAGACCAUCGAGAAGACGAAUGGGCUCUCCCAUCAGAAUGAUGACGGGGUCGCGUUCGACAGCAGGCCUGUACUGUAUGUGGAGCAUCGGAAUCUGAAUCCUGAAACAGAGCUGAAAAGGUAUUUUGGAGCCAGAGCUGUUCUAGGAGACCAAAGACCCAGGCAAAGACAGAGGCAGUUUCACAGAAGCACCUGGAUGACGUUCCCCAAAGACACCUGGCCCCGCUUCAGCAAACCAGGAAUUUGUAUGUCUCUUCUGGAGAGCAGAAAUGGUCUACAGUACUUCACAUUUGAGCACAAUCGAGACUAUCAGCAGGUUCAGUUUAAAUUCCUGGAUGCUGUUGAGUCCAUGGAUCCUAACAACAUAGUGGUCCUGCUGCAGCUCAACCCUUACCACAUCGACUCGCUGCUUCAGCUGUCUGAUGUCUGCCGCAUCCAGGAGGACCAGGAGAUGGCCAGGGAUCUGAUUGAACGGGCCCUCUACAGCUUUGAGUGUGCUUUCCAUCCUGUCUUCAGUCUUACAUCAGGAACCAGCCGCCUUGACUACUUGAGACCAGAGAAUAGGGCGUUCUACUUGGCCGUGUAUAAGCACAUGAUGUUCCUGGAGAAGAGAGGCUGUCCCAGGACCGCUCUGGAGUACUGCAAACUCAUCCUGAGUCUGGACCCUGAUAACGACCCCCUCUGCAUGCUGCUGCUGGUGGACUUCCUCUGCCUGCGCUGCCGCGAGUACAGCCCCCUCAUCCGGCUCUACGAGGAGUGGGAGGUCCACAGGAACCUGUCCCAGCUGCCCAACUUUGCCUUCUCAGUGGCGCUCAGCUACUUCCAGCUCAGCCUGCAGGAGGACUGCCCCACAGACGAGAGCCUGAAGCUCAGGCAGAAGAGUGACAAGCUGCUGCAGGGCGCUCUCAUUAUGUUCCCUGGAGCGCUGAUGCCUCUUCUGGACUUGCUAUCAGUACAGCCAGACUCUGCAGUCUCCUCACAUGCAUUUUUUGGCCCUCAGAGUCAGAUGGGUCAGUCCCCGGCGCUGGCUCAGCUGGUGGCGCUGUAUGUGGGCCGCAAUCACGCGCUGUGGAAGGAGGCGCCCGUGCUGCUCUGGCUGGAGGGCAACGUGGGGGAUGUACUCCGCAGGGUGGACGCUCAGGACCCCUUGGUGGAGGACUGCCUCAACAAGAGAAAGACGAGGUACCAAAGCGCCCCAAGAAACAUUCAUCGGCACGUUAUAUUGUCUGAGAUCAAGGAGGCUACGGCCACUCUGCCUCUGGAAGUGACCACGCAACCGGUGAUGGGCUUUGACCCUCUGCCCCCUCUGGAUUCGGUGGCGUCGUACAGUCGACCAGAGAGACAAAAUGGUGGAGCUUCAAAUGAAAGCACCCUGUCACUCUUCUUUCGUUCUCUGCUGCCAAAUUUCAACCUGCAGGGUGGGAUAAGACCCGAAGACAACCAGGAAGUGGCACGUGCAGGUAGAGAGCUAAACCAGGAAGUGAACCGUCUAAUGGUGGCAAUGAGAGACAUGCUGGCCAACAUUCAGUUUCAGGAGCCACCCAGAGAAGACAACCCGGACCGAGACGAGGAGGAGUGGGACUAAACCAUCGAAGGGUUUGGGAAGACGAGACAUGAGAGGAGAGAAGGAGACCGCUGAGCAAAGACCCUUACAGAGCCGUGGGAGUUGGGUUAGGUCCUUAGAUGGAGUUGGUAGAGGUGAUUGCUGAACAUCGGAGAGAUUUGGAUCUGAACAGCAGGUCAAUGUUGGAGGAACUCUGAAACCCCCAGUACAGUGCAUAAUGAAGGAAUUCCUUGUACUAGUGGCCAUGGUCCAGCGGCCAUUUUGAAAACCAACCCCUCCCCUCCCCUCCCCCAACACCACCUGUUUUCUUCCCCCCACAACGUAUGCAAGACUGAAAUCCUGCUUUGCCCCUUUGUUGCCGUCACAGUAGGGACUUUUCAUGCUCUGCCCAUGUGCUGUUAUCUAUCUGAGGGAAAUUAAUCAGGUAUUUCAAUCAAGUUUAUAAUCAGGCUCCUCCUCCAUCUCAAGACUCCUGUGUGCAGUUAUUGUUGUUCACAAAGCAAAAAGGGAAAUGCGGUUCAGUGCGGUCAACAACCGCUGCUACAAAGAUUGUGUUUUAUGAUCAUAGCAAAGCCUUAGUUUGAAUUGACACUACAAUCUCAAUCUGAUUUAAAAAAAGAGCUUCUUAAUGCUAUCAGUACUAGUGCGGACCCUCUGUGCCAGAUCCACCUCCAUUACACACCACUGUGAUCACUAAAUGUCUCUAAACCCAUUCAUCCGAUUAGCAACAUGAAUAUUAAAGGAAACAUGUAUACUU